GUUUGCUGAGACGAAGGUCUGUCUGCAGGUCCAAAACCCAAGGACAUAUACCUCUCACUUUUCUAAACAAUGAUGUUUGUAGUCUUUACAAAUAUAAAACGGGCCAUUUACCCGGGAAAACCUUUACACGUAGACGAAGCCGCGAACAGAAACUAGUAAAAUAUGUAGAUGUAUUAUUGUAACAAUGUAUUAUUAAUUAUAAAGUAUUGUGUCACUUGUUAAAAAUCAUCCAAAUGAGGAUAUUGAAUAUUAAAUAUUUUUCCUCAACAAAAUUAAAUAAACAUCCCGUUCAGUUAUUGUAUGUAACUAGAAGUGAACACAAAUGUAAAACUCAAAUAUGUAUACUAUUAGUUUAAUAAUUUUGUUUUUGUGUGCUGCAGAUGGAUUAGCUCCAAAAUGUACUAAAGCUGAGAACUUUAAACAGAAUUGUAAAGAUAAGAAACUCAUUUUACUUCUUAAUACAUCUAACUCUCAAGACAUUAAUCAAUUUAAAACAUUCUCCGAUGAUGUUGAAGUUAUCGAUGAUAUAUGUCCUGGAGGUGUCCAGGGACUUAUUGCAGCAACCACGGUGCUCCGAAAUUGUUACAUCGUUAACCUAAAUGUUUCUGAUUUCUAUAAAUUUGCAUUCAAUAAGGUUUCACAGUAUUUAUUAUAUGGAGGCGACAGAAACCACUCCCAAUAUGAAAUUGAAGCUUGCGUCGUAAAACUCGACACUCCAAAUAUAAUUUGCAAUAAUAAUACAAUCAAAAAAUUCUCGUACCCUUCCGUAAAACUAAUGAGUGAAAAUGUAGAGGACUAUCAUGAAUUAUACAACGCCGUCCUAAAUUUUCCUAACAAAAGUCACGUCGAAAAGCAUGAAGAAAAGGCAACAAGCAACUUUGUUAUACUCAUAUGUACCGACAACGAGCCGAAUGAGGUUUCCAAACAUUAUGUUGGAAAUGAUAUAAAAUUUUCUACUCAUUGCGAACGUGACAUUGAAAUAUAUCAAAAAGAUCUUUUAGCCGUUGUGACGGCGAAACCUUUAGAAAUCGAUUACGACAUUAUGGUGCCGAUUAUGCUGUAUCAAGCUCCGUGUUAUGAUGAAAAUAUUUCUAAAAUUCAUAAUUACGUGACAAUGACUAAAUGCGACCAUUAUAAACUUGCGUUGGUGGAGUUUUUGAAGAGUGUUGGGUGGACUAGAGUGGCUGUCGUCUCCGAUAAUGCAGCAUAUAGUGAGAAAUUUGAACGAGAAGUCACGGCUCUGUUUGACGAGAACCAAUUUGCUUAUACAGUUGUAAAAUGUCAUGAAUCACUCAAGAGGGGAUGUAACUUUACUGAGGCGCUGGAAUCACUCAAAAAGUCGGACGGAAGGGUGUUCAUCGCAAAUAUGGACGAAAAUAACGCUAGAAUUCUACAACAGCAAGCCUCACAUGUUUGGACGGGGUAUAAUUUUCUAUCGUCAUGGAUCUUCAAAGGUUUCAUGUUAACAGGAGAUACUGAGGCUAUGGGUGACGUUUACUCCAUAUUUCUGGAGCCAGAAAACAACCAGAUUAUGACCAAUACGCUUCAACAUAUUUUGAAUGAUAUACGAUACAAGAACAAUAUAAUUACGGCGAUUAAAAUGAUUCGUACCGCUUAUACUAGAAUUUGGCGUCGAUACAAUGAAAUGGAAAGAAAAAUUUUUUUUAGGAAUUUAACUAACAAAAUACGGAAGCAACUAUCAUCAGGUGCCAAAGUAAAUGUCCAUUUGAAAAGCCCGCGAGAAGUUUUUACCGAAAUGACCAUCAUGGAUGGUAAAGUGACCAUCCACUAUAAGAGACAGCGUCGACGUGAAGAUAUGACUAGUUGCUCUUUUAGAAGAAAUGAUUACCACAACCCGUGCGAUGACCAUACACUUCUGAACAUAAUGAUAGUUUUCGUUGUGAUUGCUUCGUGUGGCCUGGUGGCGGCCAUUUUCUACAACAGGUUUGAUUUUAACUUUCGGCAGUAUAUAAACCUUGAAUAAUAAAGGCUCCGUCAAGCCCUCGCCAGACAGAGCGUGGCUAAGUGUGAUAUGCACUUCGAGUGGUGACCGCGUGCUCUGGACAUACUGGUUCCUAUAAUGAUAUCUCCCCAAAACUUGAUAAAGAAGUCUGAGAAAUUGGCUUUUUACUAAAAUGAAAUAAUAUACAAGAGUACAAGGUAUUAAAACCAGCCAAAGUGGCCCACGUGAGUGUGUCGCAUUCCGGAAUCAGUGCGUGUAUCCGGUUGCAACAGGCCGGCAUAAUUAUGUCGACUACCGAGGGGUAAUCAUCUCUCGUCGGUCGACAUUCUAUUGGACCCCACUUCACUCAGCAUCAGGUGCGAUGGGGUCACUUUGCCGUGUUAGUUUAUAAAAAUAUAUACAUGGAACCUAACAAACGUCCUGGAGCUUUUCACUAUUAAAAAAAGUACCACACGUUUUUAAACAAAAUCAGAAAAUAUAAAAAUUUUAAGCUAGGUCACUUUAGUUCUCAGCGUGCUAUAUUACAAGCCACGCUCUCUGUCUGGCGAGGUAGAACAGGCGUUUCUUGCCCGUUGAAAUAAGUGUUAACUAACAUCGAUUUUAUAAAAAAAAACUUAAUUGUGCUCUUACGCGUUUGACUACGACCUUUUGCAAUAUGCGUAAUAGGUUUGUAAUAUGCGUGCGUAAAAUUGUUUUUAGGGAGGUGCAACUGCAAUCUACACACUAUACUGCCGUGCUAAGCGCAAAAGCGGUAUGUAAGGGAAACCUUAUUUCGAGAUAAUCGAAGUUUUGUAAAUAUAGUUUUAUAGUUUUGUAUGUAAAAUUGAGAUAGAGAAACUCUUUUAAGGUUAUUUUUAACAAGUUCUAAACAAGAUACCGUUAUUUAGGUAAGUUCAUUGGAUAAGUAUUUGUUUAAGCUGUCUGAAGACAUAAAAAUCGCUGUUUCGAUUUCAUUUUUAAGAUACGACUUUUGAACUCGGCAUGGCAGUAUAGAAGGUACUACAUAAUAUCAUUAUUUUUUUAAUUUUUCCCUUUAUUAUUCAGUUAUUUCUAUUGUAAUUUGUUACGGACAUGUACACGUGCACCCCCUUGCAUCCUCCUCCAGCGCCCAUGUGCGCGUACCUUGCGUCUUGAAGAAGCGUUCAAACGCGCUUACUACAAGAAAAUUAAUUCAGUAUUAAACAUGAAAUUUUCGACGCAAUAUUCGUUUUGUUUGCACCUAAUUGUACAGAAAAUGAUUAAGGAUAAAUAUAACAAUAUUAUUGAAACGGACAUUAUAAUUAAGCCGUCUAAAUUAAUUAGAAUUCGCGUUAUUUUUACUUGUAUUGAAUAAAUUAAUGUAUAAAGAAUUUAAGCAAAAUGUUAUCCCGAGUAUUUAUAUGUCGUCGAAAUAAAUAAGGAAAAUACUCUA
Manduca sexta (tobacco hornworm) is the source of this 3374-nucleotide messenger RNA. RefSeq lists its product as uncharacterized. NCBI's taxonomy places the organism in Eukaryota, Metazoa, Arthropoda, Insecta, Lepidoptera, Sphingidae. The coding region runs from base 338 to 1984 and encodes 548 amino acids. The transcript has 6 exons. The record is from RefSeq and is a predicted model, not a curated record.